Molecule: messenger RNA, 8088 nt
Organism: Pocillopora meandrina
Lineage: Eukaryota; Metazoa; Cnidaria; Anthozoa; Scleractinia; Pocilloporidae
Source: the annotation of a GenBank genome assembly
CCUAUGGCGACGUGAGCUCGCGUGGGUAAAUGGGUUGAUGAGUCAGUCUUGUAGAUAAAAUGGACGAUAUAUGACAGCUGAAGUUAGCUAUGGAAGGGGAGCGCUCAGAAUAUACGAGAGAUAAAGUCGUCGACGAAAAAUCUCCCCUCCUUUCUGAGCAAGGCGAUUCAAGCAAUGCGGUCAAAGACAGGUCCAGUGCUUUAAAUAGUUCAAGGUAUGCACAGCCGCAGGAAAUGAAAGAGAUAUCAAUAGCUUAUUCUUCCUUUUUAAAAUAAUUAAUUCGUAGAAAGCAGCUCUCUUACCUGAAAACUUGCAAAUGCAACGAUUAUUUUGUAAUGUGGUGUUUCAUAGAUGAUAUUGCAACAAUUACGUGAACUAUUUUAAUUUUUUUUUCUUAAUGUAAGAUGCUUCCUUGAGAUAAAUUUUAAGGUUUUUGGAAAUCAAUGAUAAGAUUAUCGGUAUUUCUAGUAGAUAGAGGGGGGUUUGCUGAACUGUGAGGUGGGAAAGACGGAAUAGGAGAGUGGAGACAUGUUCAAACUCUUUCAAAAUAUUUACAUACCUACUUCACAAUUUUUAAUACUUAGAAGCUGACUCUCGUUAUUUCUUCCUGAGCUUAUUGACUUUCAGGAUAUUUUAGGCUCAUUAUGAGGUAAUUUUUGGGAAUACAUCAUAUUUUUAUUUAAGGGUUUGAAUGUGUAUGUCUGGGAUCUAUGUCAGUAUCUGAGCAACUGCACACCUACCCCUGCCCUAACCCAACAACAAGUUAGGGUUAACAUUGAGUCAGGUGAGGGAUAAGUGUACAAUUGCUCAGGUACCCACACUGAUCAAAUAUUUUUAUUUAUUUAUUUAUAUAUUUUAUUGUUUGUGUAGGGGCCUAUAUGAUAGCAAUUCCACUCAUGAUGGUUCACACACGGGUUCAUUGAAUAGCGAGUCAUCAAACAACUUUGCAAAGAGGAAGCCCUUUCAUUACAACACACUUAGAAAUCCCAUUGUUACACCUCGUGAUAUGGACAUAGCUGCUAAGUUCAAUCGCUACAGAUACAUAUCCAGACUGUCUAGACACAAUGUGGUAAGGACAAUACGAUGCUAAUUUACAUAGUUUUAAAUAUGGAACUGUACAAUUGUAAAAAUGAGUUUUUAAUUUUUUUCCUAAUUGGUAUAGGUACAAAAGUUUUUUUUCAGCUUUUAUAAAUCCUUAUGAACUUUUAACAAUUUUUUAUAGAAAUUCUUAACUUAUUCUUAACUUAUUCUUCCUAACCUGUUUUUUGUUUUUUUUUUGGAUAAGCAGGACCAGAAGGAUGGAAUCCAAAGUCACUCUGAUCUGAUAAAUCCCCUCUGUCCUAAUAUAAAUAUUACUGAGAAAUAUAAUGCAAGAACGCAAGAAUCCAUGUAUACAAGUUGACCUUGAUUCCCUAAUUCAAAGCUUUCUGUCACAUCUACCUGGGCAAUGCUUAUCAGAAAUUUUUUUUUCUCUCAUUUAGAUUAUUCCAAGACAUAUACUUCCACCUCACUUAUUUCUUGUCAUCCCGAAAGAAUCGAAUGAAAAACAAAGCAGUCUGGUCACAAUGUUAGUUAAGUUGUUAUUAAUAAAUAUUUGAUUAUAAAUGUUAACUGCACCAUAUAGUAAACCUAGAUCUAAUAUAUCACUCUGGCUAAGCAUAGGAAUGUACUUAUCAAAUGGUAAACCAUUAUGAUAAUGGACCCUCAUCAGGUAAUUGUUGGCUAUGAAAUAGGCAUGCCUUUGUUUGUGAGUUAGUUAGUGAGGUAUUGAAUCAACAGGCCCAGGUAUGAGCUAGAACAAUGCUUAGUGUUGAUAUCUUGAGCGUGACACUUCCCUCUCACAGUGCUUAAAAUUAAUGUAUCCACCCAGGUUUUACUAAUUGGUACCUAUGAUCUUUCAAGGAGAUUUUCUAAAAUUUUAGAGGGGGAGGGGGGGGGGAGGGGGAGGGGAGCAAUACUCCUGUUCACUUUACUCCAGGGAACUAGACUAGACUAUUUCAUGUGUUCUUGACCUCUCUCUCCAAUAGUAUUUUGUAGCUUUAACCAAUAUAAGCUAAGUGUUGACAGUCCUUUGAUGUUAUCUUAAUCUACUAAUAACAGCAAUGAUUUCAGUGUUAACACAUGCCAGGAAGGAAUUUAUCUGAUUAUAUGUAUAUUUUUUCAUUUUAUGAUAUUUUUCCAGUUUUUCAAUUUGGAACACAAUGAUGGGUACCUCACUAUUAAGUAUACCUUGGGCAAUUGAUCAGGUUUGUGAAUAAAUAAAAAUAAAGAGUUAGACUAAAAUGAUAUUUAUAGAAGAUACAUUACAAGAUAAAGAACUCUCACGGGUGAAAGACUGAGGUACUGAUUUGAUUCAUUCAGAGUGUUCCCAUACUAAUCCUGAUUAAACAAAAAAAAGGACCAGUUUUAUUAUGUCUGUGUGUGUCUCAGCACUAAUACAAUAUGAACUACAAUAAAGAACAGUAGCUAGUAAGUACACUAACUGUAAGUUAACAAUGAAUGUAUCAUAUCAUGUUUUCCAGGCUGGUUUUGCUCUUGCCAUUAUUCUCUUGGUUGUCAUGGCGGGUCUUUGCCUCUAUAGCUGUCACUUGAUAAUAAGAUGUGCAGAAGAAACGGGUUAGUGAGGUUUUUGAAUUCACAUGAUUAUAAUGUUAUUCAUUAUUAAUGAUAUACGAAAUUAAUAUAACAUGUUUAUGCAAGUAACUUUAUUAGUGACUGAUUAUAAAUUUUAAUGAUGUAAUUAAUUAGGCCUUAAUUCUGCCCUUCAUGAAACAUAGAUCCUUGCCUGCCCUAGAUAGGUCCUGACUCCUAAUUAGUUGGUUUGAUUUUCAAUUUACUGUUCCUUUAGCGAAACAAGGUGACAUCCUAGAAUUUUCUGAUAUCUGUAAGAAGUACCUUGGUAAGCCAGGAGAGUUCAUUGCAAUCCUGUUUUCUGUGGCUGCUAAUGCUGGAGGGGCCAUAGUCUUUUGGGUUUUAAUGAGCAGCUUCUUGUUCUAUUCUGGAAAGUACAUUCAUGGUAACUAUCUUCUUUUGUAUUAGCUUGAUGCAAGGUUUUGGUCAGUACAGGUCUUCAGGAAAUGGCAAAAAAUUUUAAAAUGGGUCACUGUAAUUUGAUUUUACCACUAAUUAAAUGACUCAUUCGUUGGAAGGGAGUUGUAUUCCCCAUAUGUUAUACAGAUUAAAAGUGAGUAGUGCUUAAAUUUUUAACAUUUCAUCUUUAUUUAAUUUUUUAUUAUUUUUCAAGGUUUGUGGAAUCUCUUUGCUAAAACAAUGUACUAAUUUGUAUUCUUAUCCUGUUUUAAAAAUUAUUUUAUUUUUCCUUUCUGUGUUAUUUCUAUUAUUAUUAUUACUGUUAGUAUCAUAAUUAUUAAACAGAAUAUUAAUUUGUGUUAUAGAGACUGUCCAUCAUGCUUAUUCAGUUCCCACUUCCAGAAAUAUUACAAAUGGAAGCUUCUCCCCAGGCCACCUAGAAGGUAUUUUGGUGUGAAUUAAUCCAAGAGAACUAUUUACUUUUCAAUCUUAUAAAUCUUAAAUGUGUGGCUUGAAUACAACUUUUUCUGCUCAAUUACUCCUAAUCAGAUACCCAUAUUUUCUAUUCCUUUCUCCUUCCAUACUCCAUCUUUUGAUUUUCCAUCUUAAUGUUUUGAUUUUCUAUCUUUUGAUGUUCCAUCUUUUCAGGUUCAGUUCAUCCUUUUACCAUUAAUUUUUACCAUCCUUUCCUUUUUGCAACAACACAUUAAAUUUCUGUCAGUUGGUAGGACAGUUUGUCUGACACUUAUUCACUUUUUCAGUUAUUCAUUCAUUCAUUCAUUCAUUCAUUCCUCACUGUACUUGAUAAUUUAUUAAUCCUUUUAUCCAAGGUGUGUUUAAUUAAUUUUCUUUUUAUUAAUUCAUCCAUAUACAAUAUUUUUAAAGUAAAUUGCUUUGAUCUUUGAUUUCUUUGUUUCAACCUCUUCUUUGUGCAUGUGAUAAGGAUAGAGUAACAAAAUUAUAACUGAACAGCUGCCUGUAUUUCAAACCACUUUACCUUUUUUUAUGUUAAUUGGUUAUUUCUCGUUUGAUCUCUUUACAGUUCUUUGCCCUGGUGGCCACAGUGCAUCAGCAAGCUCUGCAAACAGUUUAAUAACAGCUGACAAAACAAGCUUCUUCAAAUUCUGGCAGCUCCAACACACCGUACCCCUCUUUUUAAUUGCUGUCCUGUUUCCCUUGUGCAGUGUAAAGUCACCAACGUUCUUCACUAAAUUUAACUCUCUUGGUGAGCUCACUGUUAUAGAGCUAAGGCAAUUGUGUUUAAUGUAAAGUGAGGGUAUUCAUGAACAGUCUAUGUCUCAAUUCUUUACAUGCAGGAACCUUAUCAGUUGCAUAUAUUGUUGUCUUCAUCAUUACCAAAGCCAGUAUAUGGGGAAUUCACAUGGAUUUUAAACAUGACAGCAUACCAAGUAAGUUAAAAGGGAACCUCUAAUGGAUACUUAGAUGUUACAGUUAGUCUUAUUGACUGACUUAUUGUGUGGAUAUUACCAUAAUUGUUAGAUAGAACUCAAGAUGGGAGGGAUAAAUGCCAUAAAAAAGAUAUUUGCAAAUUUAGGAAAAAAUACAUGGACUGCAUGCCACUAUAAAGUUACUAGGUAGUUCUGGAUAUUAUACAGUACAGGUGAUAUAGAUCUAUCUAUAUUUUUGUUGUAGUGUUCAAGGCUAGUUUUCCAGCUCUAACAGGAAUACUUACUCUGGCCUACUUUAUUCACAACUGCAUUCUUUCAAUAAUGAGGAAUCAGGAGAACCCUAAAAAUAAUGUAAGUGCUUCAAGUAAAAAUACUAAAAGGUGUUGUUUAUUGCUGCCCAAAUAUGAAUCAGAUUGUUCUUGUUCCUGUAAAGAGUCAUUAUGCAAUGUGUAUGGGUAAUCCUGCAACCCUAGUUUAUUAAUUUAACCCUUCAACUCCCAGAAUUGAUUUAUGUGUAACUUUUCCUUAGGAUAUAUCCAUACAUUAUCCAGCAAACAGCUAGGUAAUGAGAAUACUCAAACUUAUCGAGUAAAAGUGUUAUCUUGAUCUGAUACCAAAUUCUCAUAGCUAGUUUACAAAGAAAUUUGCAGCAGCUGGAGGGGAGAAUUGACAAUCAGAUCUUGGGAAUUAAAGGGUUGAGUUGUUUACCCUACAUUUCACCAGGAAGGGUUUCUUUUCACUUCCCUAGUCAUCCAUAGGUUAAGCCACAAAGCCUCAAACUUAUCUUAGAUAGGUUGUUAAAGAGGUUUCAUUAUUUCUUUUAGCACUCAAACUUGUAGAAUAAGCAUAUAUAUGGCAGCUGGGAUAUGCUUGAUAAAAUUUAGCAUUUUAAUUUUAUUGGAAAAAUUAUCUCUUUUAUUAUUCUUUUUUGUCAGGCACGUGACCUCAGCAUAGCUUACUUCUUGGUAGCUUUAACAUACAUAGUUGUUGGUUUGCUGUUUUUUAUUAGUUUUCCCAAAGAAAAGUCUUGUAUUCAAGAGGUAAAGUGUAUAGUUGGUUCUUCAAUAAAAUUAGGAGAGAGGUUUUUGAACAUUGUAAAUCAGUUAGUGCAGUAGACCUUACUGUUGGAUGGACAUGGAGUAACAAACCAGUCAAAGCUUAAGCGCAAGACAAAAACAUUACUUAACAGUAGUAUUAUUCAAUAAAUAACUUCCUGAUAGCAUGAAUUAGAUGUUCAUCCUGGAAAAUGCAAAAUUAAAGUUGGUGCAAAACCACAUUUUCAUAUAUUACCUUUUCUACACACUUCUUGUUUUUUUAAUGUAAUUAAUUGCUCUUUUGCUGAUGAUGUUUUCAUUAUCCUGUAGGUUCUUCUUGAUAAUCUUCCAGCUCCAGACAUUAUGACAUUUAUAGCAAGGCUUUUUCUCCUGUUUCAACUUACCACUGUGUUUCCAUUGAUUGUUUACAUCAUACGUGUGCAACUCAUGUUAUACUUCUUUAACAAAACUUAUCCAAGGUAAGUUGGUUUGAAGCUUUUCUUUUCAUUGCCUUUUGGAAUUUGUCAACUGGAAAUUUUUAUAAGUGAUGAAUUUGUCAGAUGUUAUUUUGUGUGUGUGGGGGGCUAGUUAAUCUGGUUUUAGAUAAUUUAAAUUUGUCACUGUAAAGAGUUUCUACUGCUGAUAUUUUGAGCAUUAGCCUUUUGUCAGAGCAAAAAAAAAUUUGAAAAAACCUUCAUAUUUCACUCAGACAAAGGGCUUAUACUUGAAAAGUGACCAAUCUAUAUCAUCAACUCAGUUGAUAAAAGCAAAUUAUCCUGUAAUUUCCCCCGCCAAUGCAGCAUCGCAGUUUUUGUAGAAUCUUACCUCCUUUAUUGUUUUUAGGACAGAUUGGUGGCCAAGUUUGUUAAAGGUUCAAAAGUGUGAUUGUAAUAAAUGAAGACCUAUAAAUGUCUUUCUUUUUUUUUUACAAAAAAACUUGUGUUGUUGUUUUUCACAGCUUCCUACAUGUAUUUGUCUUGAACCUAGCCCUUAUUGGAGCCUGUGUAUUAUUUGCUGUAGUUUAUCCACAUGUUGGCAACAUAAUCAGGUAACUAAAGGAAAUCCUCAGGAUUACAGUUGAAGAAAUGUCAGUAACAGGCUUGGUCCGUUCUUGGUUACUUCUCUCAAAAAAAAAAAUAGAAAAAAUCAGACAAGGACAUUACCUGGAAUGUAUUACCAAUCUCCUUCUCACUUUAACUCUAGACCAGAAACAGUUUGUAAUUAAAAAAAACAUUGCAGCUCCCUUGGUCUUACUACAUGACCACUGUGCACAGGUUGUCAAAUUAACAACUUAAUUUCACCUCAAAUUUAUUCCCCAUUUUUUUGUCCCUUUUUGCUAUGACGAUUAAAACGGUCCCAAUUUAUAAGAGCUGUCCUAGGGAAAAUGGAUUCUUAUUUCACAAUAGCUCACGUGAUGCACUCUUGUCUUUUGUCACAGGUAUGUGGGAUCAUUAAGUGGCCUGGCUUACAACUACUCACUACCAUGUAUUGUGCACAUGCUGAUACAGAAACAGAGAGGACAGCUCUCUUGGCCCAGCACUGUGUUUCAUUCUUGCAUUGUUGUUUUUGGAGUUCUGAAUUUUAUGUCCCAGUUCUUUAUUACUGGAUGAGAUUAUUUUUGAUAGUUCAAUUCGAUGUUCUACUCUUGUAAUACGGUAGAAUAAGAUACUUGAGAUAUGUGUUCUAUGCAGUUAUGAGGCAAAUUGUCACGAGGAUUUAAUUAAGACCUCAAUGUUAAUGGUUCCUACAAUCAAAUGCGUUAAAUGUUCAAAAUUCGGUGGACUACUUUAAUUACCUGGUGCAGGUCACUGUCAUACUGUAUGAUUUCGAUAAAGUUUUGAGGAAUAUGCGCAUCGUCACUGGUUAGCUCAGUUGAAUUCUCUAUUCUCUUAUUUGAUAACAUGAUGUACCUUUUUUACCGUACUCAUGUUUUUUAUCCAUAAUAACUCAGCUUUCCACACUAGCAUAUGCGUUGAAUCGUUUUUAUAAGAAAAAUUUGAUCAAUUUUCAGAUCAUUGUUUAGUGGAAUAAGGACUGGGAAAAAAAGAUUUAAACAUAAGAAGUACAGUCACGAAGUAUUUAAUGCUGGCUCGACCUCCUUAUUAGUCUCCUUCGCAGUCUGUCUUCGGUUUUCACGUAAUGGGGAGCGUUGCGCGACUACCCAAAGAUGGGCUCCCUUGUGUUUGCACUUUUCCCCUGUUUUGGGACAUUUCCUGGUUCGUAUAACUAAACAAUGCACUUAGAUAGGAGAUAUCAAACAAAAACUUGAUUGAAAAUAUAUAUUUUUUGAAAAUUGUAAUGUAAUCAAAGUCAGUAAAUGCCCUUCACGAUGAGAAGAGGUGAAAGCACAAUGACAUUUGAGUUGAAAAUUUUGCUCUGGUUUUAUUAUUUAUUGAUGUGUGCUUUUUUGGGGAAUUCAUUUAUUCCGUUUCCGUAACGAAUAUUUUGGGAAACGUCUAUUUUUAGGUGGUGUUUUUGCUGCGUCUGAAGACCCUCGAUACGGGUUUGCACCUGAUUAAAAGAAUUUCUAUGUUCCAAAUAAUUUUAUUAAUAUGCAACGGGUAUCUUUGUGGGGAGAGGUUUCAAUUAAUAAAAUAAAACCGCAACGAAGUCAC